AUGGCCGCGUCGGUAGCAUUGCGGCCAUUGGGUGGUGCGAGUGCGGUGGUGCUGGAGGCUCGACGUGGUAAGGCUGCAUGGAACAAGAGCUAUCACCGCCCCGAGGACACGUUUUCCAAGCGCCGUCGUGAGUGGCUCGAGGGCAUGCAUGAGGUCCGGGUCGACUACAUCAAGCGCCACGGUAUGCCGACCCGCGAGGAGAAGAAGCAGCAGAAAUUGGCCCAGCAACUGAAGCAUCAGCAGGCCCAGCAAGCUGCAGGCAGCCGUCGGUCCUCCGAGGCCACCUCAGCCAUCAAGGCCCGCAAACAGGAAUUGAUGUACGUUCGGGACGAGCUGGUCGCCGCUUUCUCCUUGGUACGGGUGUUAAGCCUCACUUCCCGUCUUUUGUUCUCGGUGCCUCGCAGGCGCAAGCUGGCAGACGUUCGCAAGGAGGUCAAGGCCGAGCAUCGCGCUCUCGGCCAGCACCGCGCCCGUGCCGUGUAUGAAAUGUCUCUCCUCACCAUCGCCACGGCUGCUUUCUUCUCCUCCCGCACCCCUUCGUUUGUCACGGCCUCGUGGAUACCCAUAUCACAGCAAGUUGCCAGGCGUCAAUCGGUGGUGGAGCGACAAAUCGAGCAGCGUGAGAGCAUGAUCACGCUGAAGGACCUCGACAUGCUGGACGACAUCCUCAUGACUCGUCUGUCCCAAUCCACGACCCCCGAGUAUCUGGUCCAGCGCCGCAAGAACACGCGUCAAGAGUAA
Messenger RNA from Monosiga brevicollis MX1, 741 nucleotides. RefSeq lists its product as uncharacterized. The coding region runs from base 1 to 741 and encodes 246 amino acids. The record is from RefSeq and is a predicted model, not a curated record. The transcript has 3 exons. Lineage: Eukaryota; Choanoflagellata; Craspedida; Salpingoecidae.